AGCAACAGCCUUCUGUGGGAGAGAACAAACCAGCUUCCAGCUGAAGAAGAAAUCAGGAAAAGACGAUGGAGAUGGAUAGGACAUACAUUACGCAAACCGUCAAACUGAAUCACGAGGCAAGCCCUAACUUGGAAUCCUGAAGGGAAGCGAAAAAGAGGAAGGCCAAAGAACACAUUACGUCGGAUAAUAGAAGCAGGUAUGAAAAAGAUGAAUUACAACUGGAAGGAGCUGGAAAGGAUUGCCCAGGACAGGUUUGGAUGGAGAAUGCUGGUGAGUGGCCUAUGCUCCAUCACGAGGAGUAACAGGCGUAAGUAAGUACUCCGUUUAGUUGUCUGUUGUUAAGGUACUUAUUAAGCGAGAGUUCCAAUAUGUUAAAGAAAAUACGUGCAAACUAGGUAUGAGUGGAUAAAGAACUGUAUAAAUGAAGGUGGUUCAGAAAGAAGCUGAAAUAUUCUGAUACACAAAUGGCUGUCUACCUUUUUUGUCAAAGCUAUUUGAGCCCUUUUUGUGGAUUUUAUACGGUCUUGAGCAGGCUUCGUUCAGCAUUCUAAACAUGUUUUAAAGAGGUAUUUAGCAUAAUAAAUCAGCAUCAAUACCAUUGGUUCGUGACAUUCCUCUAGACCAUAAGGAGCCGCAAUUAAACAAAAUGUUCUGCCCUACAGACAUGGGUGGAUUGGAGUUAUCUCCCCAUCAUCACGUUUUCUGGUCAGUAACGCUACCCUCUCUCCUUUUGUGAUGUCAAGCCCUCUUACGUUUGUGUUUGUACAAUGAAGCAAAUACUUCUAAUUAUCACAUUGGCAUCGCAAUAGACCAUGCGAUGGAUGAAUUAGAUAUUCAUUCAACUUCUGAGCAUUAUCCGGAAAGGUUUGAAAUUUGAAGGUUGUUAAGAGUGACCAAAUUGUAGCACAUUUCCUUGCAUUCACCAGCAAAGAAGCCUACAGUUUCCCGAAAACUUUUGCAUAUCCAGAAAAUCCUAUCUCACUUCCUUAUGAGCCACUUAAGGAACUAACAAUAAAUAAUGUAAAUUGCAUCUGUGUUAAAUGUCGUGAGCGAAAAAUUCCACAAUAUGAUUUGUUAGAACAACCAAACGGUCGGAGAACUCAUCAUUGAAUUGCAAUUACAUGCCGCCAAAUACAAUUUUGGUGAUCAGCUACAUGAGCAGCUGAGGGAUCGAUUAAUUGCGGGAAUCAACAUACCAAUCUGUAAAAAGAGCUGUUAAGAAUGCCGAACUGUUCCUUCCAAGGCGUUAGAACUGCACGUAUUGACUACAAAGUAGUGAAUGAACUUGAUAUCCAGUCGACGAAAAUUUCUAAUACUUUGCUUAGUUGUCAUGAUGAAAUACAAUCUCAGGGUCAAUCAGACUUGCGUUCGUUUAACAGUGAUUCCUAUUCUCCAGUAAAUAUGAAAGGUGUUUCAACAUGGAAUAACAAAGCAAAUCACAAAGGGCAUAGCAAUAUUAUCGUGGAAAUGAUCUUCCACCAUCCACGGGGACUGUGCCGAAGAAUGUCGGGAAAUCUGUGGUGCGAAAUCUAGAUAUCGAUGACUUCAGUACAGACAACCGACAUGCUGAUCAAAUGCAAUUCCAGGAAACAGAUAAUACACAGUCCUUACCCAAUACAUUGUCGGAUAGACACGGGAUGAACUUAAGAAGAAGACGUACAAUCGACUACAAACACCGAGACUCCAAUUUAAGCUGUGACGGAUGUGGUGUUUGUAUGGACUAAUGAUACCUUUUUACUUGUUGUGCGCUUGAUUUCGAAUUCCAAAUAUAGUACAUUCUUUAGUGCU
Molecule: messenger RNA, 1788 nt
Organism: Schistosoma haematobium
Lineage: Eukaryota; Metazoa; Platyhelminthes; Trematoda; Strigeidida; Schistosomatidae
Exons: 5
Coding region: 1222-1533 (103 amino acids)
Source: RefSeq, a predicted model, not a curated record